AUGGAGGCUGUGCCUCGGAUGCCAAUGUUAUCGUUUGAGCUGAAACAAAGUCCAGAAUAUGUCGAUUUCGGGCCAGUUUUGAAGCAGUAUAUUCGUGAUAACUAUGGAGAAGACCCAGCUCAGUACAACAAGGCAUGUAAUGAUUUGGAACAACUGCGACAGAGUGCUGUACACGUUUCGCAUGACUUUAUGGGAUGCAGUACUCUGAAGAAAUAUUAUGCCCAGCUGCAGUUCUUACAGGGACGAUUCCCUAUGGGAGAGGCUGGAGAGGCAGCAAUACCCUUUACAUGGGAGGACAUUCACCUUGGCCGAGAGAUCACAAUUGGUGAUGCCAAGUUUGAACAAGCAUGUAUCUUGUACAACAUUGGAGCUCUCCACGCUAUCCUGGGAACUAUGGAAACCAGACAAAGUGCUGAUGGAAUGAAGGUAUCGUGCACUCACUUCCAGUGUGCUUCCUGGGCAUUUGAGUAUCUGCGGGAUCACUUUGGCUGCUCCUUGAUGAGUGCAGAUAUGUCACAUGACCUUUUGACCUUUCAGAUGAACCUUAUGUUGGCACAAGCCCAGGAGUGUAUUCUAGAGAAGUCAAUGAUAGACAGUAGGAAAUGUUCCAUCACUGCCAAGGUGGCCACACAAAUUGUGGAAUUCUACCGAACAGCGUACCGUAACCUGGAGGCUUGCUACAGCGACGGACUCAUUAGCUCCCGGAAGAAUAAGGAAUGGAAGAAACGUAUGGACAUUAAGAUCUUAUUUUACCAGUGUAUAACCCACUACUACAUGGGGCGACAGGCCGAGGAACAACAGAAGGCCGGUGAAAACCUCGCCUACUACACAGCCUCCAGGGAUAAACUUAACGAAUGUAUGAAACUGGCAAAGAAUGAAGGUCAGGAUAUCCAGGAAUCUCUGAGGUUCACCAACGAUGUUGUGACUGCAAAGUUUACCCAGUCUAAAAAGGACAACGACUUUGUGUACCAUGAGAAAGUGCCAGCGAUGGAUACGCUGCCUGAGGUCAAAGGAGCAUCUUUGGUGAAAGGAAUCCCAUUCAACCCUAACGACCCUGAAGUGUCUGGACAAGAUAUCUUCCAGAAGUUGGUCCCAAUGAAGGCUCACGAGGCCUCCUCUUUAUACAGUGAGGAGAAAGCCAGGCUUCUCAGAAAAGUAGGCGGCGACAUUGAAGCAAAGAACGAACAACUCAUCCAGUUCAUGUCGUCCCUACAACUAGACCAGGCCCAAUUAACCAAUGAACAGGAACGGCUGCCCCAGCAGUUACUGGAGAAGUGUGCAGCUAUCAGCGUCCGCACUAACGCCAUCAAGGAUUUGGUCGACUCUAUGGGAGCUGUGUCUAAUGUUGCUACCGAGGUGGACUGUGCCAUAAGGGAGAUAAACCAACUACUACAGGAGGAUACUGAGGCAGACGAGGAGUUUGAGAAGCAGUUUGGGAAGCGAUCACCCAAUACUAUGUUGCCAGGGAUUAAAAAGGAAUGUGACCUUUAUGAGGAAGGUCACAAGAAAGGCAGCCAAUCAAAUAAUGACUUACAUAGAGCUAUGAAUGCACAUGUGGCCAACCUCAAGUUACUGAGUUCUCCAUUGGACGAGAUCCAGAAAGCUCUUCCCUCAUUAGAUAAGGAAAAAAACCCAGAGGAUGACGUGGUGGUCAAAGAGUUACAGCGACUUCUCGGUAAGGUGGAGGAGAUGAAGGCGCAGCGAACACAUCUUGAAGAGGAGCUCCGCAACCAAGUAAAAAAUGAUGACAUCACCAGCGUCAUUGUGACCCAGGAAGAGACCAAUAAAGAGAAACUGUUUGAGGAGCAGCUGAAGAAACAUGAAGAGAAAGUGGCCUUGAUAAACCAGAACUUGGCAGCCCAGGAUAACAUCCUACGAGCUCUGACGGACAGCAAUGCCAAGUACGCCAGUCUUAGGCGUACUACUGUGGACACUGGAGCUAGGCGAGAAGGAAUGAUUCGAGAUCUGAUCAACUCCUAUGAUGUUUAUGAGGAUUUGAUGGCCAAAUCUCAGAAAGGUUUGGAGUUUUAUCGGAAGCUGGAGGCGAAUGUAACACGCCUGUUGGACAGAUGUCGGGGCUUAUGUAAAGUCCAGCAUGAGGAACGGGAGCAAAUUAUAAAUCGAUACAAACCCAAAGUCUCUGCACCAACAAGACCAAUGGCACCCAAACCAGGGAAGACGGACAGCCCUGGACCUCCAGACUCUCCUGUCCCUGGCAGAGUACUUAAUCAGCUCGGACCCGUUUCCAUGCAUCAAGACAACAUUCCAGGACAAGCAUCACUGCCUAGCUCACAACCACCGCCAGGGUCCGGCGUGAUCACAGGAUUUGAAGGCCCAAAAUUGAAGGAUUUUCUGCCUUUUAUGAAACCAAAGACUUUUGGCAAGGAUAGUCCAAGUGCUAAGAGAAACAAAGCUCAGGAUUCCGAUACACGUUCUCUUCCUGGAAGUGUACCAGACUCACCAGUUCAUUUCCCAGCUGGGACUGGAAGCCUCCCUGGAAGUCUCUCUGGAAGUCCUUUCCAGAGCAUGGACAUGCCAGGUGGAUAUGGUCCUGGGGCAAGUGAAGUGGAUAUGAAGGCAGCCAUGCUCCGGGGUAGUAUGUCCUAUCGCCCAGAUCCUAGACAGACUGUGAUGCAAAGGCAGGACAGUAAGGGAUAUCCCAGUCCUGCAGGAAGUCCAGGGCUUCUUAGCCAGUCCCCAGCCCACUCCCCCUCACCACAACCAGGAUACAACCCACCAGCUGUCCCCUCAACUGUGUCAGGGGUGUCCCAGACUCCCAGGAUCCAACAACUGCCUGCCAACCUGACAGACACACAAAGGCUUCAGCAGAUUACUCAACCCCCAGGUGGCCCACAGGGACCUCAUAAUGCCCCACCUCACCCAGGGGGCCCACAGGGACCUCAUAAUGUCCCACCUCACCCAGGGGGCAUGCAGAGACCCCAGAAUGUCCCUCCUCACCCAGGUGGCCCACAGGGACCUCAUACUGUCCCUCCUCACCCAGGGGGCAUGCAGAGACCCCAGAAUGUCCCUCCUCACCCAGGGGGCAUGCAGAGACCUCAGAAUGUGCCACCCCAUUUAGGUGGCCCUCAGGGACCUCAAAAUGUCCCAUCCCACCUAGGUGGCCCACAGGGACCUCAAAAUGUCCCAUCCCACCUAGGUGGCCCACAGGGACCUCAAAAUGUUCCAUCCCACCUAGGUGGCCCACAGGGACCUCAGAGUAUCCAAUCUCAUUCAGGGGGAAUACAAGUGCCCUCACAGACACCACUGCCUGGUCAGUACAGAAAUGAAGAGAUUUCAGUGGCACAAGUCCCCAUGUCUCAAGUGAUGGGAACCCAGCAACACCAGACGGGGACAGGCACAAACACUGUGUCUACUAUACACACUCCAGUUAUCUCCCCUGCCAACUCCUCACCAUCUGUCCAUCAGCACUAUAGGGAACUGCCAGCAACUUCACAGCACCAAGGGUUACCCCAACAACCACAGGGGCAGCAGAAAUCAGGAUUCCCCCAGCAGAUUCAACAACAACAACAAUUUCUACAAUCUCAACAACAACAACAACAAUUAUCACAACAACAAAUGCAAAACCAGCAACAGCUACAGUUACAACAACAGCAACAACAAUUAUCACAACAACAAAUGCAAAACCAGCAACAGCUACAGUUACAACAGCAGCAACAAAAUCAGCAUCAGUUAAUACAGCAACCAUAUUCUGUGCCUCAUUCUGUAUCACAACAACAGUUACCACAACAACAGUUACCACAACAACAGUUACCACAACAACAAUUACUACAGCAACAACAGCACUUACCAGAACAACAAUUAUCUCAGCAUCACCAGUUUUCCCACCAAUUACCAAAUCAACAGUUAUCACAGCAACAACAGUUACCGAAGACACAACAGGUGGCACAGCAGCCCCAGUUUGUACAGCAACAUAGAUCGACACCAACUCCACCACAGCAGAUUCCUAGUCAUUCUACAGCACAAAAUGUAGUUCCUGUAUCUGCAGGGAGCCAGGCUGCCCCUCUCCAGGGCUAUCAGACAGAGAUGUAUCCCCAGGGGCAGUCAACAGGAACAACAAUGUAUCCUCAAACUAAUCAGGCACACCUGUCCAUGGCCAGCGGUCAGAUGCCUCAGUCAGGCCAACAAACUUUGGGGCAAUCACCAUACCAACAAACAGGCAGAGGUUAUCCUGUACAACAGGUCUCCGGGGCAACGCCGUUACCACAGCAACAAUCUCACCCAGGUCAAGGUCAUCAAACACAGCAGGUGUUCAUGUCUCAAAGACAGACUACUCCUUAUCAACAACAGUUACAGGGACAACAACAACAGAUACAGGGACAACAACAGAUACAGGGACAACAACAGUUACAAGGACAACAACAAUUACAGGGACAACAACAAUUACAGGGACAACAACAGUUACAGGGACAACAACGGUUACAGGGACAACAACAGAUACAGGGACAACAACAGUUACAGGGACAACAACAGUUACAGGGAAGACAACAGAUACAGGGACAACAACAGUUACAAGGACAACAACAGUUACAAGGACAACAACAGUUACAGGGACAACAACAGUUACAGGGACAAUAUAAUACUGGUCAGAUGAUGGCUGGUCAGAAUGCUCAAGGACGACAAAGUCCAAUAGUCACUCAGCAGUAUGGACAGCCAGUAAAUCAAAAUCCUGCAAAUGCACAGGGAACACAGCAGCCAGGGCGACAAGGUCAACAAUUACCAGGGCAACAUGGUCAAGGAGAAAAAUUAAUAGGGCAGCAAGGUCAAGGUCUAAUCAUGCCAGGUCAAGGUCAAGGCCAACUUAUGCCAGGACAACAAAGCCAAGGUCAAGUAAUUCCAGGGCAACAAGGACAAAGAUUAACUGGUCAGCAAGGUCAAGGUCAAAUGAUGCCGGGAUGUCAAGGUCAAGUAAUUCCUGGGAAGCAAGGUCAAGGUCAGAUAAUGCCAGGACAGCAAGGUCAAGGUCAAGUGUGGCCUGUAGGCCAACAAGGUUAUUUGCAGGGUCAGCAGAAUUAUGUGCAAGGUAACCAAGGUCAGCAGGUCGUACCACAACAACGGAGUACAAUUCCACAGCAACAAGCUCCAGUGUCUAUCCAGAGCCAGUAUUCCACCCCACGUCUCCCUAGUCAGGCUGGUGGUACAUUUACACGACCUCCUCAUCCUUAUCUAAACAUAGGCCAACCUGGGACAACAUAUGGACAUGGCCCAGUCGUAUCCCAGAAUCCUUUGUCCCCUGACGUGAUGCAGGUGUCCCUGCCCUCGCCACUUCAGCCCAUGUUGCCUAGUCAGGGACCGAAGCCCGAAGCCACUGUUGAGCCCGAGAGGGAUGUCCCUGCUAGUGUGGUCCAACUGGCUAAGGAUCUGGAGGCGGUGGACCUCUCUCCCAGUCACAAGCCAAAUGUUGGCUCUCAGCCAAGUGUUAAUCCGUCACCUCCACUCGUCAGUAAGUCUCCUCAGGUUGUAAAUCUCCCACCUACCCAGCCAGUUCACCCCACCCCGGGGCCAGUCAAAGCCACUCCACCACAGACACUAUCCCCCACCACCCAGACAAGUCAACCCCCUACACAGCCUCCGGCUGUCCCGCCUGGUGACUCCACCAGGAGCCAAUCAAAGGACAUUUCACAUCAAACCCACAAAAGGAAUCUCUCGGUGUCUUCGAACACUUCCUUGGAUGAUAUUUUGUCCUCAAGUCCUACUGGGCGUGGCAACGAUGUUAUGACCCCAAAAGUGUUGACAGCGCAGGAGAUUCAACAGCAGAAAGAGGAGGCACUCAUGAAGGGAAACGUUUCUCGACAGAUGUCACGUGAUCCGUACUCGGACAUUUGUGCUAGAGACAAGUUCGUGAGUGAGACGGAAAAGCUGGCUAAGUUUGUCGAGGGACUGGACAAAACUACCUGUUCUGGUCCUACUCAACUUGACAUAGCCUGGAAGGAAUUGAUUGAUGAACAAGAGAAGGAAGGAAGGAAACUACCAAUGGCCAUCGCCCGGUGUUACACCAUGAAGAACAGAGAGCUGGAUGUGAUGCCUUAUGAUGAGACACGAGUGAUAUUAUCAUCACACAAAGAUGACUACAUCAAUGCUAGCUGGAUCAAUGAGUUAUCACCAUCAUGCCCCAAGUUUAUUGCCACUCAAGCCCCUCUGCCUAGCACGGUCCUGGAUUUCUGGCUGAUGGUAUAUGAACAAGGCGUUGAGGUCAUCGUUAUGUUAUCCAGUGAACUAGAGACAGGCAAGAAGUUUCCGGAAUACUGGCCUCUACAGAAGGGUCAACUGAUCCACCACGGAUCACUGACCGUGACCUUACAGAGUGUCAAGGACAAGCAACUUUGGACUGAGAGGAUUAUGUACCUAAACCAUCCUGAGAAACGACAGGGUAGAACAAUAGUACAACUACAGUAUAAAAACUGGCCAGUCAGUGGUUUUCCAGAGAAGGUUCCUCACAUACUUCAGUUCAUCACUGAGGUCCACAGCUUUUACAGACAACAGAGGAGCCUACUGAAGCCUGUUGUAGUUCACUGCAGUACUGGUAUUGGACGGACUGGAACUUUCUUGAUGAUAUACACAUGUCGACAAGAGAUUGACCACGGAAGUGGUAUCAUCAAUAUACAAGACAUCGCCAAGAAGAUUUUAUGUCGUCGACGACACGCCAUCAGGGAAAAGUCCCAGCUAAAAUACUGUUAUGAAGCCACACUGUACUACGCACAAGAUAUCUUGGCACAGCGAGGUAUCUUGGUACACAAGGCAUCGUUUGGUGAUAAGUUGCCGCAGCCAGGAGAAAAAACCAACCAGUGGACUCCAACAGAAGAUGUUGUGUUUGGUAAUCUUAGUUUCAAGACACUUCAGAGCAAUAUGGCGAAGAUGGGAAUGAGCGUGGACAACAUUGUGGAACCGACGACACAGGAGAAAGUGGAAUUCACCAAAGUUAGCGACGAUCCACGCGGAAGUCAAGACAAGGAAUCAAAGCCCUUGUUGAGUGGUCUACCGGACGUGGUCCAACGCACAGACACAUCGCAAUUGAUCGAACAUGUGGCUGAAAUAGAUCAGUCUGUUCAAUUAAAUGAUAAGAGUGUGAUAAAAAAUGCAGAUUUGGAUUCGCCAUCAGGAAGCAUGGAGAUCAGUCAAUCUAGUUCAGAAAUGUCGUUGAGAAGCAAUGAAGGUAUACCGGGACAUGUGUUAAGUGAUGCAGGUGUGGGGUCAGGUGUGGGGUCAGGUGUGGGGUCAUCGGAAGGGUCACCUGUACACCUGCCAGAAAAGGAUGGGUCACUUCCUGUUUCCCUUGCAGAUCUACAGGAUCCAAAGACAUUUACACUUGGCGCUGCAACAGGGAAGAAAAAGGUGACUAAAGCCAGUUUUACAGAGAGUCAUUCAUCGUUAAUGGAUUCCGCCUCGGAUCCCUCGGAUCCUCUCAGCUCACUGGAUCCCUUAUGGACCAUCAACAAAAAAUGAGCUGGAAUGAACUUGUGCUUAGACUUUCAAUUUUCAAUUAAAUAUUCAUUGUUUUAACAGUCCUUAUUUUGUGUGAGGUAGAUUUUCCUAAUUUAGCUGUUCAGUAAGAAUUUACUUACAUAACUUACAUCAAAGUUACAAAUAUCUUUACACUUGUAGAAUGAAAGUACAUAUGUGAUACAUGUUUUUUUCCGAUGAGAGUAAAGUUUCAAGGUUAGUUUGUAUCAGGGUUACAAUGUUGUUGAAUGGGGUGGAUCUCAAUUUCCCCACAUUUUGGAGAACAAGCCAAGGGAAGCUGUUGGAAGCCGAAGGGUCUUGCAUGAAUAUAUAUAGGGGAUGGCACUAGGUUAUAUAAAUAUACACUACCAGUUGGAAAUAUAUAGAUGAUUCUGUUUUGUAUAAAGUGCUUUAUCAAAAUUGUGAAUUACCUUAUCCAUGGAAAUCAAAGUAUUUUUGUUCAUUUUCAGAGGUAAAUAAUCCAUUAAAGCUGAGAUGAAAUUUUGAUAAUUUGAAAAAUUGGAUUCUGACCCACCUCUAUUAGGGGAAUGAUUUGUAUCCUGUCCAACCUCUAGAAAUUUAUAAUAAGGGAUCUAGAUCUUCAAGAAUGCUGCUGGACAUUGAAUCUGUGAACUAAAAAUUUUAAAUGAAAUUUACAGCUAUCAUGUGAUGGCCAUGUUAUUGAACAUGUCCCAGUUGCUACAUUUCCAUAAUACAAGAAUGUACCAGAGAUAUUGCUGUUUACCUGAUAAAGAAUUUCCACAUGGUAGGUCAAAAGAACAAAUAGCAUUUUAUGUACAAGUAUAUUAACUCAGGUGACUGUUAAGACCUUCCAGCCUCUUGGUGAGAAUAAUUUUGGCAGGAUAUUCACUUUAAAAUAUUUCAAGAGUAUUUACUGUAAGUCUGCUUUGAUAUAUAAUGUAGUUUUCCAAAGUACUGUGAGAAUAAUGAUACUUUAGGGGGGAAAUGGUGUAACUGAUAUUGUGAUUAUUGAAUAUUUUCUUAUUUAAACUGUUCAUGGCUUUAUAUGAUUUGAGUUUUUCUUCUAAGUCAGAAUUUUGUGAUUGACUACUUGAAUGUUAGACGGAAAAAGCUCACUGUGAUAAGUGUUAUUUGUAAUAUAUAUGUCUGUAGCAAGAGUUGGCUUUGAUGCGAGUACCAGCAAGCUUUGAUGCGAGUACUUAGCAAGCUUUAAUGCGAGUACUUAGCAAGUGCCAUCAAGCUUUGAUGUGAAUACCAGCAUGCUUUGAUGGGUACCAGCAAGCUUUUGUGCGAGUACCAGCAAGCUUUGGUGUGAGUACUAGCAAGCUUUGGUGCGAGUACCAGCAAGCUUUUGUGUGAGUACCAGCAAGCUUUGAUGUGAGUAACAGCAUGCUUUGGUGCGAGUACCAGCAAGCUUUGGUGCGAGUACCAGCAAGCUUUGGUGUGAGUACCAGCAAGCUUUGGUGCGAGUACCAGCAAGCUUUGGUGUGAGUACUAGCAAGCUUUGGUGUGAGUACUAGCAAGCUUUGGUGCGAGUACUAGCAAGCUUUGGUGCGAGUACUAGCAAGCUUUGAUGU
Molecule: messenger RNA, 9017 nt
Organism: Pecten maximus
Lineage: Eukaryota; Metazoa; Mollusca; Bivalvia; Pectinida; Pectinidae
Product: tyrosine-protein phosphatase non-receptor type 23-like
Biological process (GO): endocytic recycling; protein transport to vacuole involved in ubiquitin-dependent protein catabolic process via the multivesicular body sorting pathway; early endosome to late endosome transport
Cellular component (GO): endosome
Molecular function (GO): protein tyrosine phosphatase activity; protein binding
Source: RefSeq, a predicted model, not a curated record